GAGUGGGUAUUAGAACUGGUGGUGACCAACUUAGUCCUCCUCAAAGCCACAUUACCUUCCUUCUUCUCUCUUUUCCUGAUCCAAAGAACCAGACAUUAUCUCAACCCCAAGAAGGAAGAAGACAUGGCUUACGAGGACGCCAUUGCCGGACUUUCGAAGCUUCUGAGUGAAAAAGCUGACCUCGGAGACGUCGCCGCUGCUAAGAUCAAGCAGAUAACGGCGGAGUUGGAGAAGGCCGGGUCGGAUCAGUUUGACCCGGUAGAGAAGCUCAAAAGUGGAUUCUUCCACUUCAAGAGUGAGAAGUUCGAGAAGGAUGCCGACUUAUACAGCAAGCUGGCCACCGGCCAAAGCCCCAAGUUUCUGGUAUUUGCAUGCUCAGAUUCUCGAGUCUGCCCAUCGCACAUCCUCAAUUUUCAACCCGGGGAGGCUUUCGUGGUCCGGAACAUCGCCAACAUGGUUCCUCCGUUUGACACGACAAAGUACCCGGGAGUGGGGGCGGCCAUCGAAUACGCAGUAUUGCAUCUCAAGGUGGAGAAUAUUGUGGUGAUCGGGCACAGCUGCUGCGGUGGUAUAAAGGGGCUCAUGUCGAUCCCGGAUGAUGGGACCACCGCAAGUGAUUUCAUUGAGAAUUGGGUCAAUAUCUGUGCACCGGCAAAGACCAAGGUUAAAUCAGUCUGCGGUCACUUGGAUUUUGCAGGACAGUGCUCCAACUUGGAGAAGGAGGCUGUGAAUGUAUCACUUGGGAACUUAUUGACAUACCCGUUUGUUAGAGAGGCAGUGGUGAACAAUACUCUGGCUCUGAAGGGUGGACACUAUGAUUUUGUCAACGGCGGUUUCGAGCUUUGGGAUCUUGAUUUCAACAUUACACCCAAUCUUUCUCUAUGAGCAUCUGAUAUGGCUGUGAUUCCUCCCAUUUUCAUUCCAUUAUAAAUUUAUAAUUUACCCCCUUUUCUUAGAAUUACAUUUUGGCAAAAUAAUAGUCCUGUUAAGGCUUGUGUCGUAAGAAAAUAAUGUAGUUCGGCAAGUUUCCCAUUCCCCUUAUGUAAAGUCUCUCUAUUCUGUAUGUGGUUAUCUUCCUAGCUUCAAGUGUGCAUGAUCAGAAGCAUCGAACAAUCUCUAUUCUGUAUACAUAAUUCAACAGAGCUUGAAGACUUGAAGGCAA
Messenger RNA from Argentina anserina (silverweed cinquefoil), 1162 nucleotides. RefSeq names its product carbonic anhydrase 2-like. The transcript has 9 exons. Gene Ontology annotation, biological process: carbon utilization. Bases 124 to 885 code for a protein of 253 amino acids. Gene Ontology annotation, molecular function: zinc ion binding; carbonate dehydratase activity. The record is from RefSeq and is a predicted model, not a curated record. NCBI's taxonomy places the organism in Eukaryota, Viridiplantae, Streptophyta, Magnoliopsida, Rosales, Rosaceae.